Messenger RNA from Zeugodacus cucurbitae (melon fly), 764 nucleotides. RefSeq names its product calcium load-activated calcium channel. The transcript is spliced from 4 exons. Gene Ontology annotation, biological process: endoplasmic reticulum calcium ion homeostasis. Gene Ontology annotation, molecular function: calcium channel activity. NCBI's taxonomy places the organism in Eukaryota, Metazoa, Arthropoda, Insecta, Diptera, Tephritidae. Gene Ontology annotation, cellular component: cytoplasm; endoplasmic reticulum; endoplasmic reticulum membrane. The record is from RefSeq and is a predicted model, not a curated record. The coding region runs from base 99 to 650 and encodes 183 amino acids.
UUCACGUAAUAUCGAUAUAUGUCUUUCAUAUCUAAUUAUCAUGCUAUCAUAAUUUCUUUUUAUCAACAUUUCCAACCUAUUGAACUGAAUUUAUAAUUAUGUGGAGUGACACGAUUUUAAUAGUGUUUAUUUCUAUUUGCACUGCGCUCUUAGGAGAAGGUCUCACUUGGGUGUUAGUAUAUAGGACUGAAAAAUAUCAAAAGCUGAAAGGAGAAGUUGAGAAACAGAGCAAGAAAUUGGAAAGGCGAAAGGAAAUACAUGGAGAAUCUCUUGAUAAAUCUCAAAAGAAGAAAAUUGAGCGCGAUGAGGAGAAAUUGAAAAAUAAUAACCGAGAUUUAUCGUUGGUCAAAAUGAAGUCUAUGUUUGCUACGGGGUUCGCAUUUACAGCGCUUCUCAGUAUGUUCAACAGCAUCUUUGAUGGUCGCGUCGUAGCACAGUUGCCAUUUACACCAAUUUCUUGGAUUCAGGGCUUGAGCCACAGGAAUUUGUCGGGCGAUGACUACACUGAUUGCUCAUUUAUCUUCCUUUACAUACUUUGCACAAUGUCUAUAAGGCAGAAUAUUCAAAAGCUUUUAGGUUUUGCGCCUUCAAGAGCAGCUAGCAAACAGGGCGGAGGAUUGUUUGGACCUACGCCUGGACAAUUUAAAUAGGCACGCAUAUUGACCAAAGUGUGUUCUGUACAUCGAACUCGCGAAGGGAGGUGUGAAAAUUAAAUAAAUUAAAUUGUGUGUAUUUUUAAUUAAAAAUAUAUUAAUUUCAAAGGA